CAGUUGUGUGUGAAACCCGGUUUGUCAAAUGGACCACGGGGAGAUGGUUCUCUCCGGCCAGGUCACGAUCGACGGCGCCGUAACUCAGGUGACGCUAACGACCGGCGGCCAGCUCCAGUGGCCCGGCCGCUGUCUGGUUAUAAAGAAGGAGGUCCUCGGCUUCUCCGUUGAAGGAUCACAGAUCAAAAUAAGGGCUAUUGUGGAAAGAGGAGCUGGAAUCUGCUGCGGCGGCUACCAGUCGCCUCUUCUCAGGAAAACAUUCACUUUCGAUUUCCAGUCCAUUUCUGAGGAAUCUCUCAGGCUUUGGAGCCAUAAACUCCAAGAAUUUUUAGAUUCUCUCGGCCGGCCAAAAAGAUUGUUUGUAUUUGUGAAUCCGUAUGGAGGAAAGAAAUCUGCCUCUAAGAUUUUUCAUGAUGAGGUAAAACCAUUCCUUGAGGAUGCAAAUAUUGAAUAUGAAGUGCAAGAAACAAAAUAUCAACUCCAUGCCAAAGAAGUUGUUCAUAGCUUGGAUCUUUCAAAGUAUGAUGGAAUUGUUUGUGUUAGCGGAGAUGGAAUUCUGGUUGAGGUAGUUAAUGGACUGCUUGAAAGGGAGGACUGGGAGACUGCAAUUAAGACAUCCCUUGGAGUUAUACCUGCAGGCACUGGAAAUGGCAUGGCCAAAUCUCUUCUGGAUUCAGUUGGAGAGCCUUGUACUGCUUCUAAUGCAACUCUUUCUAUUAUUCGAGGCCACAAAAGACUGCUAGAUGUAGCUACCAUUUCACAGGGGCAGACCAAGUUUUUCAGUGUAUUGAUGCUUGCUUGGGGACUUAUAGCUGACAUUGACAUUGAGUCUGAGAAAUACAGGUGGAUGGGCAGUGCUCGAAUCGAUUUUUAUGCUCUUCAACGGAUAGUCUUUCUUAGAAGGUAUAAUGGCUGUAUAAGGUUUCUGGCUGCACCUGGUUAUGAAGUUCACGGGGAGCCCAUCAAGCUACCGGAUGUUUGUUCGGGUGAUGGCCCUAAAAGUGGGUAUUGUGGGCCAACUGUCUAUCCACAUAAUUCAAACUGGAGGAAGAUUGAUGGACCUUUCAUCUCUGUUUGGCUCCACAAUGUACCCUGGGGUGCCGAACAUACAAUGGCUGCCCCUGAUGCCCAUUUUUCAGACGGCUAUUUAGACUUGGUGUUGAUUAAGGAUUGCCCGAAGCUAGCGCUGCUAUCAUUGUUGUCUGAAUUAAACAAUGGAGGCCAUGUUAAAUCCCCACACGUGUUGUACAUCAAGGUUAAGGCAUUUGUUUUGGAACCCGGUUCAGUAGUGGACGAUCCAUCCAAGGGCGGGAUCAUCGACGUGGAUGGUGAGGUUCUUGCUAGAGGUCGAAGAACAUACAAGUGUGAGAAGAAAACCUUAAUGGCUUAUGACAGGCUUCAUAUUGGUGUAGACCAAGGGUUGGCUUCUAUUUUCUCUCCUAUUUAGGAUCCUUUUUUGUGGUUAGUGGGUUUUCAUUAUUUUCCUCCAAAACUAUUAAAAACCUUACUUGAAUACAAUGAAUGUGAAUUACACUU
Messenger RNA from Cuscuta campestris, 1536 nucleotides. The record is from the annotation of a GenBank genome assembly. NCBI's taxonomy places the organism in Eukaryota, Viridiplantae, Streptophyta, Magnoliopsida, Solanales, Convolvulaceae.